This is a messenger RNA of Haplochromis burtoni (Burton's mouthbrooder), 3431 nucleotides long. RefSeq names its product sialic acid-binding Ig-like lectin 5. The transcript is spliced from 11 exons. The coding region runs from base 271 to 2397 and encodes 708 amino acids. The record is from RefSeq and is a predicted model, not a curated record. NCBI's taxonomy places the organism in Eukaryota, Metazoa, Chordata, Actinopteri, Cichliformes, Cichlidae.
ACCGAGGGAGCUCGUGACGUACAACCCGGCUUUCUUUAGACCGCGAAGGUCGGGUCCUCAGGAGGAAGCAGCCUCUGAAUUUGGACACCCCCGCUGUUUCCGGGCCGGCCAGUGAUAACGGAAAACGGAAGAAACAGAAAAGAGAGGAAGAGAAACUUCAGCUCCAAAAAGGCAGCAGAUAUAGUGUGGAGAGAAGACUGACGAAGAACAAGACGAAACACUUAUUCUGUGGAAGGAGAGACUGAACGUGUUGAGCAACGAAUAUCCAGGAUGUUUGUUCUCAUCUGGUCAACUCUGUUUUUCUCUGUAAGAGGCAGCAGUGCUGACAAAGUUACCUCAGUCUGGGGACGACAACACUGUAGAGGCAAAGGAAACUGUGUGACUCUGAGUGAGCGAGAACUAACAGCAGAGGCUGGACUCUGUGUUGUGAUCCCGUGUUCUUUCACUACUGCUGCUAACUUUACACCCAAACAUAUAGUUUGGUACAAAUGUGAAGCGUCUAAAAAAUGUAGUGAUGCUCACAUAAUAUUUCACAGUAACAAGAACAAAAAAAAUGUUCAGUCUGGGUUUGAAGGACGAGUGUCACGUUUGGAGUCCGAUGUGAGUCAGAAAAACUGCAGCAUCAUCAUUAAUGAUCUGAAAGUGUCUGAUUCUGGAUCAUAUCAGCUCAGAGUUACUGGAGAAUGGAAUGGGAAAAUAAAUGCAUCUUCAAUCAAUCCAAGGGUAAAUGUCUCUGUUAAAGGUAUGAAAAGCUAUUUCAAGAUCAAUCAUGUAGAAAAACAAUAUUCAGUCAUGUACAACAACAUAUUUAGUAUUUUUAUGCAGGCCACACUGACCUGCACUGCUCCUGGUCUCUGCUCUGGAUCUGUUCCUCAAAUCACCUGGACAUGGAGAGGAGCAGGAGGGACUGAAUCUUACAUUACAGGAAACAGCACUGAUUUCAAGACUGAGAAUCUGACUGAUGUAACACAGAGACAUGUCUCAACUUUGACCUUUAACCCUUCAGCUGAACAGCACAACACCAAUGUCACCUGUAAAAUCCACUUCACAGGUGAAACGACUACAGAAAAGACUUCAGGUUUGAAUGUAAACUAUGUGAAGGAGGUUUACAUCACUGGUGUUACAACUGUCAGGGACGGUGAGGCUCUGAAUCUGACCUGCAAUGUUCACAGUUUCCCUCCAUCUCUGAUUAUUUGGUCUAAACUUGGUUGCAAUGAAACUCUUCACAUUGACACUGGAUCAGCCAAUCUUGUCAUCACCAAUGUAACAGCAGGAGAUGCUGGACAGUACGUCUGCACAGCUAAAUAUAUGAACAAUACCCUGAAGGACAAAGUCAACGUCACAGUGAUAUAUAAAAGGAUACCUCAAAUCAUUGGAAACACAACUAUCAAGGAGGGAGAUGUCCUGAAUCUGACCUGCAGUGUUGAAAGUUUCCCUCCAUCUCUUAUUAUGUGGUCUAAAUUAAGUUCCAAGGCAAACCAUCAUAACGACACUGGAUCUGCUACACUAGUCAUCCCAAAUGCAACAGCAGAACAUUCUGGACAGUACAUCUGUACAGCAAAAUACAUGGACAGUGUCCUGAAGAAAGACACCAAUGUAACCGUGAUAUGGUUUUCAAAGAUACAGAAGGGCUCUGGAUGUGUGCUUCAGUCAGAGGUUUUGACCUGUGUGUGUAUCAGUGAAGGGUUUCCUUUACCUACUAUCAAUUGGCCGCUACUGAAGAACCACACUGAGUACUCUGUCAUUACUACUGUGUCAAACCACACAGUCAACAGCACUAUCAGUCUAAGUGUAAAAAGCCAUGGCAACAGCACUGUUGAAUGUGUGAGUAACAAUGGAAAUGGAGAAGAAAGAGAAAUCCUCCUUAUCCAUCAAAACUUGUCUGAAAAACAUGAGCAAUCAUCUGGUUUCAGGCUGGCAUACCUGAAAGUCACUAUUGCCUUUUUGACUGGGGUACUUUUUUCAGCAGUCCUUUGCUGUUUGGCCAAACAUUGCUACAGAAACAAACAAAAGACUUCCAGAAGUUUGGAGAUGAGGACACAUCAAGAUGAUAAACUGGUCUAUGAUGGUCAAGAAUUACAGGACAAUCUGACUCUUAACUCAAACAGCGGGCCAAAAGAAGUGGAGUAUGCUGACAUUAAUUUUUCCUUGUUGAAAAGAAAUGGUGCCAGAGAGGCAGCAAGGAGGCAAGAGAGCACAAAGACGGUAUAUGCUGAAGUUAAGAAAGCAGUCGAAGAACGGGAAGAUGAUGCUGAAGAGGAAGGUGAAAUGCUGGAGGCCAAAGAGGACGAGAUGGUAGUGGAGAUGGAGAUGAAAUACUGUGAACCAGAAAAGGAGUUAGAAAUGGGAAAGGAGAGAGUGUACGCCACUGUGAAUGAUGUUACUGAUGAAAUUUGAGGAAUGUUUUAUUGUGGAGUUGAUUGAGAUAAAGAAUCUCUCAUCACACGUAAUGAACAUCACGCCUUUACAUACAACAGCAGCAACUAUGCAAACAUUAAUUUACCGAAGUAUGUGUGUGUAUAAAAUAACCUUUCUGCACCUAAGAACCAUAUGGUUCUGGUAUAUAAAGUGCACAAAUAAAGUUAGAGUGUUAAGAUUGCUAUUAACAGCAGAGAUACUGCACAACAAAAUGGGAACAAAAAAAGCUUAAAUAUGCAGAAGUGUUCGCAGACAAGCUCUAUGCAGAUGAAAUGACGUCAUGCCAAAAGAGGGAAAGUUUUUUUUUCUUUUCUUCUUUAAGCUCAUUAAUGCAUUUGAUCUUUCUAAGGAACUUCCUUCUUUAUUUAUAUUACUGUUUACUAAUAUAUGCACAUAUGAACCAGUAGGAAAGCAAUGAAUUAAUGACAAUACAAUGAGCCAGUACGCACUGAAUGUUGUUGAAGUGAUGUGAAGACAAAUGGUGUGUAUAUGUUAUAUUUUCUGUCUGAUAUUGUAGGCUCUUCAUUUGACAAUGAAAAGAUUGUUGAAGUGAUUGAAAUACAAUAAAACCGAAAUUAAUUUAUAAAUUGUCUGCACUGUAAUGUUCCUCAAUGGCUUUUUAGAUCCUGCUUUCUAUUGAGAUGAGCUAUUUAGUUUAGGUAGCAGCUCCUUCUGCUGAGGUUGUCUCUCUGAGUUGCCAUUCAUAAAAGAUAACAGUUCUUGGAUUAGCUUGAUUGCUUUUUCUGCCUCUUCUAGUUUCUCUUCUGCCAUUUUAAUGAGCAUCCACUUACUCUUAUUGACAACAGCUUCUUCUGCCAGGUACUUACAGACCUCCACCAUUCUGUCCUAGUUUAUUUGGCUCAAUAUAGAGAAAUAUAGAGGAAUCUCCAGAUCCACCUCACUUAUUUUGUUUUUUCUCUAGAGAAAAAAGUCAGCUCUCCACACAGCAGAGCAUCACCAGUGAAUCAUCCUGUACAGUGCAGUUGACUCUCACUUUAUAUGGCGCAAAAUCC